AUGAAUAAAUUAGCUGCAGUUGUUGUCCUCACCUUGGCCUCGUUGGCUGCCGUGUCGGCUCAGUGUCCGCGAAUUAUAACCCGUGCCGGUUGGGGAGCUCGCGCUGCCAACACAGCCGUUCUGCCGAAUCAGCCAGCCCCAUGGGUCGUGAUGCAUCACACUGCCGGAGCCCACUGCACCACCGAUGCUGCCUGUGCCCAGCAGAUGCGUAACAUCCAAGGUUGGCACAUGGAUGGCAACGGAUGGGCUGACAUCGGCUACAACUGGUGCGUCGGUGAGAACGGUGCCGCCUACGAAGGUCGCGGCUGGGGUCGCCAGGGUGCCCACGCUCCGGGAUUCAAUGACCGCUCGAUGGGUAUUUGCGUUAUGGGAACCUUCACCAACUCCAUCCCGAACCUUGCCGCCCGUAACGCGGCUCAGCAGCUGAUUUCGUGCGGUGUUUCAGGGGGACACAUUGCCGGAGGAUACUGGCUUAUUGGACAUCGUCAGGCGAGCGCCACGGCCUGUCCCGGAGAUGCUUUCUUCAACGAAAUUCGCAACUGGCCGAGAUUUAAUCCUAACCCUUGAACAACGUUUGCUGCUCGUGAAAUAAAGUGGAUUCUUUUUGUUUUGUAAUACCAUCGCAACAGUGUGAGAGAGCAAAUCCUCCCAGUUGGCUUUGAGGUAUGACUUUGGUUUAUCAAGGCGGUCGUCGUAUAUUCGAAUCUUGACUGGAG
Molecule: messenger RNA, 716 nt
Organism: Sabethes cyaneus
Lineage: Eukaryota; Metazoa; Arthropoda; Insecta; Diptera; Culicidae
Product: peptidoglycan-recognition protein SC2-like
Exons: 2
Coding region: 1-567 (188 amino acids)
Biological process (GO): peptidoglycan catabolic process; innate immune response
Molecular function (GO): N-acetylmuramoyl-L-alanine amidase activity; zinc ion binding; peptidoglycan binding
Source: RefSeq, a predicted model, not a curated record